GUGGUAUAACAAUAGACUUUAAUGAUGACAUGUUGUACUGGGUGGACAGUAAGAAAGAUACAAUAGAAUGUGCUGGUUUCCUUGGCAACAAUAGACGGGUUGUGGCCUAUCAAUCUGCAACGAUUUUCUUCGGAAUAGCAGUAUUUCAGAAAUAUUUAUUUGUAACAGAACAAAUGCAGGGUCAUCUAAGAGUGUAUGACAAACUGACCGGGAAUAAUGAGAUCAACUACCAGCUCGGAUACAUACCGGAUGGUAUCAUAAUGUACGACGAUUCCCUACAGGCAGGCAACUCUUCUGAAUGUGAUGCCAAGGGUUGCCAACACAUCUGUGUAAAUGAUCCCCUAUAUGGACCCAAAUGCCGGUGUGGAGACGGAUAUAUACUAGACAAAAUAGAUCAAAUCUCAUGUACAGGGGGAGAAAUUUUUCGUGAUGCCGAGUCAUAUCUAUGCUAUAGGUGA
Ruditapes philippinarum (Manila clam) is the source of this 458-nucleotide messenger RNA. RefSeq names its product low-density lipoprotein receptor 1-like. The transcript has 4 exons. The coding region runs from base 30 to 458 and encodes 142 amino acids. The record is from RefSeq and is a predicted model, not a curated record. Lineage: Eukaryota; Metazoa; Mollusca; Bivalvia; Venerida; Veneridae.